Molecule: messenger RNA, 613 nt
Organism: Pteropus alecto (black flying fox)
Lineage: Eukaryota; Metazoa; Chordata; Mammalia; Chiroptera; Pteropodidae
Gene: PDCD5
Product: programmed cell death 5
Exons: 6
Coding region: 90-467 (125 amino acids)
Cellular component (GO): cytosol; nucleus
Molecular function (GO): DNA binding
Source: RefSeq, a predicted model, not a curated record
AGGGCCGCGUUCGCGCCGCUGGGCAGCGGGAGGUAACUCGCUGUGUGGACCAGAGUGCGGUCGCGGCUGCUCAACUCGGACCCCGCAGCAUGGCGGAGGAGGAGCUGGAGGCGCUGCGGAAGCAGAGGCUGGCAGAGUUGCAGGCGAAGCACGGGGAUCCUGGCGAUGCAGCACAACAGGAAGCAAAGCACAGGGAAGCAGAAAUGAGAAACAGCAUCCUAGCCCAAGUUCUGGAUCAGUCAGCCCGGGCCCGGUUAAGUAACUUAGCACUUGUUAAGCCUGAAAAAACUAAAGCAGUAGAGAAUUACCUCAUACAGAUGGCAAGAUAUGGACAACUAAGUGGGAAGGUAACAGAACAAGGUUUAAUAGAAAUCCUUGAAAAAGUAAGCCAACAAACAGAAAAGAAAACCACAGUUAAAUUCAACAGAAGAAAAGUAAUGGAUUCUGAUGAAGACGAUGAUUAUUGAAUUUAAGAUGCUUAGACACUGGAACUUAAUGGAACAGUUCUAGGACAGAUAAUACUUGGCAGAAGUUAAGAUUUGAUUGAAUGUUUAUUGUCUAUAUGCCUUUAGAAAAAUAAACUUGUUACGUAAAAUAAAACAAUGUGGGGAAA